UCUCUUGGAUCUCAAAACAAACAGAAGAAAAAAGCCAUGGCUACAUCAUUGACAAUGGCGGCUCGUCGAGCUGCAACCAACUUCACUCAAGCCACUUCUCUUAUUCAGCGCCGUGGCCUUGCCGGCUCAGCUGAGCAUCACGGGCCUCCUAAGGUCAAUUGCUGGAAGGAGCCGUUGAAUCCUGGCCAAUGGAAGGAAGAACAUUUUGUGAUUGUAUCUUUGUCCGGUUGGGGCUUGCUUUUCUAUGGUGGAUACAAGCUCUUCACUGGAGGCAAGAAGAACAAAGAAGAGAAUUUGGUGCCAGCAUCACAAUAAGGUGGGAAUUUCCGUCGCAUCAUACUGAGGUUGGGAUAUUUCAAGUCCGAAACUGAGAAGUUCUCUCUAAUAAUCCAGCUUUUUGGACAUUCAAUUCUCAUUUUAUGAAUUUUCUUAUCAUUAUAAAAAUUACCAGAGAGCCUGUGAGCUCCUAAAUGGUGGACAAAAGUUGGUUGCAUCAAUACUGCAACACACUUCUUUCUUUUGUAUGCUAUGAUGGUAAAUGAAAUUGGUUUUUGUUCA
This is a messenger RNA of Lycium ferocissimum, 558 nucleotides long. RefSeq lists its product as uncharacterized. The transcript is spliced from 4 exons. NCBI's taxonomy places the organism in Eukaryota, Viridiplantae, Streptophyta, Magnoliopsida, Solanales, Solanaceae. The record is from RefSeq and is a predicted model, not a curated record. The coding region runs from base 37 to 315 and encodes 92 amino acids.